Messenger RNA from Lathyrus oleraceus (garden pea), 2412 nucleotides. RefSeq lists its product as uncharacterized. The record is from RefSeq and is a predicted model, not a curated record. Lineage: Eukaryota; Viridiplantae; Streptophyta; Magnoliopsida; Fabales; Fabaceae. Bases 578 to 1801 code for a protein of 407 amino acids. The transcript is spliced from 5 exons.
UUGGUUUUUUAAUUGGGUUUUGACUUUGUGUGUGUUUCUGUAGUGGUGAUAAUUUGGUGCAAGAGGCUCCUCUUCAAUGGCAAUGUCAACAAAGGAUACAAAAACGAGUCAGCCUGUUAAGCUAUGUGCAAGCUUACAAACACUCGUGUGUCUGACCCGUAACUUAACUCCUGAAAAAAAGACUCUGAUGAGCAACUCUGUUUUCAGAGGUUUCUUAGAAAUAGAAAAUGAUAGAGAAAGUUCUGCUACAUUGAUUUCCAGUUUCUGUGACAUUUAUGAACCGACAACAAAAGUUUUUGUGUUUAACAACUAUGUUUCCUUUUCUUUUUUGUGUUAAAGAGGUAGCGUAUGUUAUUGGUAUGGAAAAUACCAGAACUAGUAGUUUAGCAAUCUCUCAUCAAGGAAAAUUUCCUCAAUUUAUCUUUGACUUGAAAAAAGAGUUGAACUUGCCAGAAUCAAAAAAAUUAAAAACAUCAGAUGUUAAAACUAUUUUAGAACAAAUGGACAUAACAGACGAGCAAAGCAAAACAAAUUUCAAAAAACUUCUUUCUUUCUUUUUGAUUGAACUCAUUUUACUAUGCCCCCGAAUCCGAAAGUGCCGCGUUCAUCGUCUUGGGCAAUGGUAGAUAACUUAGACGCCUUAGGAAAUGUUAAUUGGCCGAAAGUUAUCUUUGAUAAUCUUCAUGCCUCAUUCGCGAAACUUAAGAAUUUGAAGGAUGCGCCGGGUAAGGUGCAACACUUCUUUAGCGGGUUCGCUCCAAUUUUUGAGGCAAUUGUAUUUAGUAGAAUACAAUCCUUAGCGCCAAUGCCAGACCUUGCUUUUAUCCAUCCUCCCAUCCAAAGCUACAAAAGUAAAAGGAUCGGUUGGAGGCUGUUGAAAAUGAUCGAAGCCUCAGAGAUAACGGCUUGUCCAUGGUGUGAACAUGGAGUAGAGGUUGAUACUGUGGUGGAUGACAUUUCGACUAAUGCUGUGGUGGAUGACAUUUCGGCUUCAGAUGCUGUGGUGGAUGACAGUUCGACUAAUGCUGUGGUGGAUGACAUUUCGGCUUCGGCUUCAGGGGAGCAGGAUUGUUCGGCGGACGGCAAUUUGGCUUCCGUGACGAAGGAGGGGUAUGAUAAGUUGGUGUUGGAUGUAGUCUCCCUGUCCAUUGGUGAUGCUUCGGCUUCUGCUGUGCCUCCACCUAUGAAGCAGAUACAAGAACCCCGAAGGAAGUCGGAAAGAAUCAAGAGACGACCUGCUAAUAUGCAGCAGCAGGUUGUUGGGGAUAGGGAUCUGAAUGAAGAACAACUUUUUAAUCAGCUGUUCAAAGCUAGACUUGGACAUCCUCCAUAUGACAAAUACGAAAGUUGGUAUGAUAUUGCCUUAUGGGAGGAAAUUGUGAAAGAAUUGGGAAGUCGUAGUCUAUUUCACAAUCCCACGAUAACCGACGUGUUGAAAGUUGUCAUCAAAUAUUAUAAGGAGUAUAAAAGUGACCCUGAAUUGAUUCAAAAGUGGUUGAGUCAUUCUCUCAGGCUCAAUAUUCGUCAUGUGUUUGACUCCUUUACUGACAAAUAUGGCUCUCUAACAUUUGAUGCCCUUGAAACAGUGCACUCUAGAGUUAGGCCGCAAAGUAGUCUGAGUGGUGAAAUCAUAGAGUACAAAAAUGAUGCCCAGGCGUUGGAAGAACUCCUUAAGGUUUGUGAGGAGAAGGCGAGAAGGAUACUUCCCUCCACAUCAGAUAGAAUGGGAAUUAGAGAGUAUAGGAAGGAGAGGGGUUUUGCGGGGCCUGUAGAGGGGUUUGACUGCUCUAGGAAUUACUGAUGAUGAGAAGGCUUGGUUACUCCAAAAAUUUAAUUCAGACUCUGUUGAAUAUUUAUCUUUGGCAAAUCAGCCUCUUCAAACAAGACUCAAUUUUUUUCGGAGAAUUCUUCAACAUGCUGAUAUUACUAUACAUGAAACCGAAUGUUCCAGCCACCAGUCCUCCACUGCUAAGUCUUCGAAGAUAACCAUGGACUGUACGAACCACCAUUAAGUAAAAUCUCAGAUGAUAAACAGGGAUUGCAUCCACAACCAGCAUGAAGAGGGAUAUCUAGUCCAAUUGAUUGAAGUUUCCUAAGUGUGGAUUUUCCCUUAGAUGCCUUUUGAAUAUGCAACUACCCAUAGAGGACAAAAACUCACAGUUUUAAGAUGGUAGUGGUUAAUGAGUGUGCUAUAUUAGCAAAAUAGUGUUUUCUAUUUCUAACUCUGUUGUUCUUUAUGUAUAUUUAUAUGUAUGAUAUAUGUAUUUGAAAUUUGAGGAGACAUUCUAUGAUACAUGGACUUGUGAUGUGAUAUGACAGUUCUAAGAAUGAGAGUUUCAUGAUAUAAGAAAAGGAAAGUGUUUUGUAUUUGUAUUGUUUAGAGAAUAACUAGAUUUCUUUGAUUGUCAUAGG